This is a messenger RNA of Paramacrobiotus metropolitanus, 2486 nucleotides long. Its product is annotated as serine/threonine-protein kinase PAK 3-like. Lineage: Eukaryota; Metazoa; Tardigrada; Eutardigrada; Parachela; Macrobiotidae. The record is from RefSeq and is a predicted model, not a curated record. The transcript is spliced from 4 exons. Gene Ontology annotation, biological process: protein phosphorylation. Bases 460 to 2160 code for a protein of 566 amino acids. Gene Ontology annotation, molecular function: protein kinase activity; ATP binding.
GCAGUACACAGAGUGUGUUUGACUAAUAAUCACUGACUUGUGUGCCUAGUCCGAUAUAAACUGUAAUUCCAACUCUUGGUCUCAGCAUGAAUAACGAACACACCAUGUCUUUUGGCCUGGAGCGAUGUUGGAACCGUGAGACGAGCACUGAUUAAAAUGCUCGUAUUCACAAGCAAAGUACCGAUAAGUGUUGCAAACAAUUACGGAAAAAUGCAACUCUGGCUGGAAAUGUAUAACUGGAAUAACAUUUGCUCGCGAUCCGCUGAUCUAAAGGUAUUCCACCUGGAAACUGUAGCACAAACAAUCUAUGCAGAGCCUCGUUGCGACUACAUGUCUCAUUCUGAAAUGGCCGCCCGGGCCAUCGAAUGUGGUAAAUAUCAGCCAUUCUUCAUGGGUUGCUGAUUUCAUUUUCAAAUUUUUGCCAACCCCUUUCCGAUCCCUAAGCACUGAGGCGUCACAAUGCCACAAGAUGAAGCGCUACAAAUAUUCCGGCAGCAGCUACGUACUGUAUUGGACACAGCCGCCCAACAUUCACCAUGCCACGGCGGCAUCUUUUGGGAUAAUGUCAAUCUGGAAAAAAGUCCGCCACCUAUUCUCGGUGAGCCGAAAGAUUUGAAGCAACUAUGGACAUCAUGGACGGACGAAGGCUCUGCCUAUGUACCGUACAUUCCUCCGGAAGGCGUUUUUGCAUUGCCGGAUACAGAAGGCGAAACUGGCAAAGCCGACGCGUGGGCGCUGGGGUGCUUGGCUAUCCAGCUCAUUAACCAGCAGCCAUUAAAACUAAUACGACAAUGGCGCUUCGCUCAAAGCACGGAUGUCCUGCAACUGGAAAAAUCCCUGCUGCCAAAACUAAAGGAGUUUUAUACUGGGGCGGGACAGGAAAAGGGACUGGUCAUUGGUCCGGAAAUGCAACUGCUUCGAACGGUUCCAUGCGCUUGCAAAGAUUUUUUAAGUCACUGUUUGGAGCUGAAUCCAGUUAAACGAUGGAGUUUGCAGAAACUGAGCGGUCAUCCGUUUUUAGAUUUGGGCAAAUCAUUGAAAGACCUUUUUGCGAUGGAUGCCUUGCACUACCAGCAGACACUGCCCUAUAAGGAACCCAUCACAGUUACCAAUGUACGGCCGCAUCCGUUUCUGAAAAAUGACGAUCCAAUGUUGCCGCAUCAGAUCGGGGAAAUGAAGUAUAAAGAAGGCCCUGAUCGUCCUGCGCAGCGCGUGGAUAUUUUGCGGUUCGGGGCAAGUGGCGAAAAACCCAGCGACUUGCAGGAACAUCGUGACUUCUACACGAAAGCCUACGGGAAAUAUAUGGACGCGUUGGAAAUGGAAACAAGUAUGGAUGCACGGAUUCGUGAAUGGGCUGAGGUCUACAAAAUCCGUGCACUGCAGGAAGAGAAUAAAAAUAUUGUCAAACACUUCAGAUGCCGGUUUGUUGCGCCACAAUACCCGGCGUUACCAAUGGAAGUACAGAUUAUUACCGAACAUUGUCCAGGAGGUACGUUUACGAGCGCCGCUGUCUACAAGUUGCCCAUCGGUAUCGCCACGAAAUGGGCGCGCGAAGUAUUGCAAGGACUCACAUACCUACAUGAAAACCGUAUCGUUCAUCGCAACAUUAACAGCAGCAGCAUCUUCUUUAGCGAACCCGAUUUUAAAGGACACGUCAAGAUCGGAGGUUUUCAGUAUAUGCGACAGCUAGAAAAUGAUCGCACUGGAAAACACGACAUCAGCGCUCGCUGUGGAGUGGAUGGGAGGUUCGUCGCACCAGAAAUCGUCAGCUCUUACGCUGACGAUAUCAACAUUGGUAGGAAGUGCGAUAUUUGGAGCUUGGGCUGUGUAGUACUGCAUCUGAUAUCCGGUGACCCACCGCUGUAUACGGGCGCAAAAAAUAAACCGUUGGUGCUAGAAAUGGCAGUUUCUUACCACCUAAACAGCGGAAGCCGAACACUUCCCCACAUUGAUGACUGGAUACCGAAUAAUUUCCGAACCUUCAUCCGGACAUGCUUGGACUUUAAUCCAGAUAACCGCCCGAUAGCGGAGACACUUCUCGAGAUAGUGCAAACCGGGCUGUUUGGUAUAACUGAAUUGGAAGCCAAUAACCACUUCGCACACCGCAAAGGUUUAGAACUCCCCGUGGAUGUCGUCCGGUAUUGGGAGAGUUACGCGUGAUUUACGUACGUUGCUCAGUGCAUUACUUGCACAACUUUGGCACUAGUUUUAUUCGCAGAUUACGUGCAUUUUUCAUUAUGGUUGUGAUGGUGGUAGUUUGCCCUUUUUAACCGGCUGCUAUUAUUUUCUAAUGUUCCUGUAGCUUUGUUUUUACUGUAUUGUUGGUGAUGCGCGCUAAUGUCUUUAGAAUAAAUUUUAGUUUAUCGCCGCUUGUCCAAUUUUUGUGAUUUGUUUUGUGCUGCACACCUGUAAAUCCUUUUGUUUUCAUGUAAAGAACACACAUGUGCGAGUCAGUGCAAGAUAAAAGGCGCAAAAAAAACGAGGAU